Messenger RNA from Oncorhynchus mykiss (rainbow trout), 3068 nucleotides. RefSeq names its product guanylate cyclase soluble subunit beta-1. Gene Ontology annotation, biological process: cGMP biosynthetic process; response to oxygen levels. The record is from RefSeq and is a predicted model, not a curated record. Gene Ontology annotation, cellular component: guanylate cyclase complex, soluble. Lineage: Eukaryota; Metazoa; Chordata; Actinopteri; Salmoniformes; Salmonidae. Gene Ontology annotation, molecular function: heme binding; guanylate cyclase activity.
GUUGCCGAGUGAGUAUUUUUGUCCUUGAGCUCCCAUUGGACACAUUCGAUGUCAAUUUGAUGAAGAAUGUUUUCAAGAAUGGAGCCGCAACGUAACAUCUGCAAACUGUGAAGGUGCCGUGUUGAUUUAGACAUAACAGUUUACAUUGAUAAGGAAUCGUGAAGAACUGGUCGUAAAAAUGUAUGGUUUUGUCAAUCACGCCUUGGAACUACUUGUAUUACGAAAUUAUGGCGAAGACGUGUGGGAAGACAUCAAAAGGGAGGCACAACUCGAUGUAGAGGGUCAGUUCCUUGUCAGAAUCAUAUAUGAAGAUGCCAAAACAUAUGACCUUGUUGCUGCUGCAAGCAAAGUUCUCAAGAUUGAUGCAGGGUGUAUCCUACAGAUGUUUGGGAAGAUGUUUUUUGAGUUUUGCCAAGAAUCAGGGUAUGACACCAUCCUGCGUGUUUUAGGCUCCAAUGUCCGUGAAUUCUUGCAGAAUCUGGAUGCCCUCCACGACCACCUAGGUACCAUCUACCCUGGGAUGAGGGCUCCGUCCUUCCGCUGCACAGACGCGGAGAAGGGCAACAAUCUGAUCCUGCACUACUACUCGGAGAGGGAGGGGCUCCAGGACAUUGUGAUCGGCAUCAUCAAGACGGUGGCCCAACAGAUCCACGGCACAGAAAUAGAAAUGAAGGUGAUCCAGCACAAGAGUGAGGAGUGUGACCACAUCAAGUUCCUGAUCGAGGAGAAGGACUCGGAGGAGGAGGCCUUCUAUGAGGAUCUGGACGGCUUCGAGGAGAACGGCACGCAGGAGACCCGGAUCAGCCCCUACACCUUCUGCAAGGCCUUUCCCUUUCACCUCAUGUUCGACAGGGACCUGAUGCUUACUCAGUGCGGCAACGCUAUCUUCCGUGUGCUGCCGCAGCUCCAGCCAGGCAUCUGUAACCUGCCCUCCGUGUUCUCUCUGGUGCGUCCACACAUAGACUUCAGCUUCCAAGGCAUGCUCUCCCACAUCAACACUGUCUUCGUUCUGCGAAGCAAGGAGGGCCUCUUGAACGUGGAGACUUCGGAGAACGAGGAUGAGCUGACUGGUGCUGAGAUCAGCUGCCUGAGGCUGAAGGGACAGAUGAUCUACCUGCCCGAGGCGGAGAACAUCCUCUUCCUCUGUUCUCCCAGUGUGAUGAAUCUGGAUGACCUGACGCGGAGAGGCCUUUACCUGAGUGACAUCCCGCUGCACGAUGCCACACGUGACCUGGUGCUGCUGGGAGAACAGUUCCGUGAGGAGUACAAGCUGACUCAGGAACUGGAGAUCCUGACUGACCGUCUACAGCACACCCUUCGGGCCCUGGAGGAUGAGAAGAAGAAGACGGACAGAUUGCUCUACUCAGUCCUGCCACCGUCAGUGGCCAAUGAGUUGCGCCACAAGCGUCCAGUCCCGGCCAAACGCUACGACAAUGUGACCAUCCUCUUCAGCGGCAUUGUGGGAUUCAAUGCCUUCUGCAGCAAACACGCGUCAGCCGAGGGUGCCAUCAAGAUAGUCAACCUGCUCAACGACGUCUACACCCGAUUUGACAUCCUGACCGACUCGAGAAAGAACCCCUACGUGUACAAGGUGGAGACAGUGGGUGAUAAGUACAUGACGGUCAGUGGGCUGCCAGAACCAUGUACCCACCACGCUCAGUCUAUCUGCCACCUGGCCCUGGACAUGAUGGAAAUUGCUGGACAGGUCAAAGUGGAUGAAGAACCAGUACAGAUAACCAUUGGGAUCCACACAGGAGAGGUGGUAACUGGGGUCAUAGGUCAAAGGAUGCCCCGCUACUGCCUGUUUGGAAAUACUGUCAACCUCACCAGUCGUACAGAAACCACAGGAGAGAAGGGAAAAAUCAACAUUUCAGAAUAUACUUACAGGUGUUUGCAGUCAGCAGAGAAUGCUGACCCCCAGUUUUGUUUGGAGUACCGAGGACCCAUCACCAUGAAAGGCAAGAAGGAGCCCAUGAAUGUGUACUUUCUGUCACGCAAAAGUACUGAAAGCAUAGUUUGAUCAUAAAAGCAUUCCCCUUUCCCCAGUGGGCAAAAUGCAUAAAGGUGUAAUUUUGGGGUUCUACUUUGGUUUUAUGGGUUGAAGAGAUGUCAGAUAACCAAAUUAGAACCAAGAGAAGAUGUCCUUUUCUGGUCGCUAAAAAGAGAUGUUAAAAAAUGUUUUACAAUCAGCAUAAAACCGGACCAUGACGUACACCUGAACAGUUUUGCUCACUGGGUCACUUGUCAGUUUCAAGAAACUAACAAGUUUGGAAGCUGGAAGUAAACACUACUCUUUUUGAAAAAAUAAAAUAAAAUAUGGGUGAGGUAGGCAAACAUUUACUUUCUUUUUCGGACCUCAGACCUGACUAAUUCUCACUUGAAACAUAGUUUUUGUGUUUAAUAGGCUAAAUUACAUACUCUGUUAACACAUGACCCCAAUGUGAUCUGUUCUUGCAAUUUGUAGUCUAUGACAUUUCAGACUUGCGUAUCGUAAUUUUCACGAUUUGGAUGUAGAAAACUACUUUUUCAAAGUGACUUGGGCUCCCGAGUGGCGCAACGGUCUAAGGCACUGCAUCUCAGUGCUAGAGGCUUCAUUACAGACCUUGGUUUGAUUCCAGGCUGUAUCACAACUGGCCGUGAUUGGGAGUCCCAUAGGCGGCGCACAAUUGGCCCAGGUUCGGGUUUGGCUGGGGUAGGCCAUCAUUGUAAAUAAGAAUUUGUUCUUAUCUGACUUGCCUCGUUAAAAAUAAAAGUUAAGUACUAGAUUUUUCUCAAGGGUAGAUUUGGUGUAGUUUAACUUCUUCCAGUGUGAAGUAAUUGGUAGCUUAGUAAACUACUGUCUAUUUUCAGAGUAGCUUCACUAACACUGUCAAUAUGUUGUUCUGUAAGUGUAACAUUUAUUUUGAACUACACUCACCCAAAAAAUAUUGUUAAUGUGCAAGUGCGUCACAACGUGGAUACUAUUGUGCAGGAGAAGACUAUUGUUUUUACACAAAUUAAUUCACUGUUUGUUUCAUUUUUGAUUUUUGUUGAAUAAAAAGAGGCUACCAGAGCUGUGGUAUGGUUUA